Notodromas monacha is the source of this 2546-nucleotide messenger RNA. Lineage: Eukaryota; Metazoa; Arthropoda; Ostracoda; Podocopida; Cyprididae. The record is from the annotation of a GenBank genome assembly.
AUGCUUGGACUCUUUCUGUUGACUCUCAAGAUGCUAUUGAAACGUUGCAGUGCGUUUGUGACGACGUGUGUUCGACGAAUGUCGGGUGCUCCGAGACGGUUUCCCGUGCAGGGAGGUCCUAUUACCCUCCAGCAACACUGGUGUUCGAAUAUUAAAUUAGCUCUGAUGCAGUUUCAAGGAAUUGUUUCUCUCAGCGGUUUCCACGCGAUUAAUUGGAGUUUCCUUGCUUUUCUAGUGAAUACGGAAUUAAGUCGUUCUACUGGCGCUCAAACAAGCUUUGAUCCGGAGUUGUUCGCUCAAGAAAGAAGUCGACUGCUCUCGGUGCUCCCGAAAACACAAGCAGAGCUUCCAAAACGAACCCAAAGAGAUUCAUACGCCGAAGUUGUGAUACCCUUGGAGUCUGAUGUUGAAUUGCAGAACCAAUUCGUGAAUGUCUACCAGGGCAUCAGGACUGGGAGACUUUUAGAGUGUUUGGAUGUGUUUUCUGUUUACGUGUGCUUCAAGUAUGCUUACAACGAAAAGCAGAAUGUGCCGAGUCCGUUUUCAAUCGUUACAGCUUUAGUUGACAACCUCACUCUUCGACCUGGCGCAUUUUUAAAUCCGAAGAAGGAUAUUUUGCUCACCGGCUUUGUUUCAUGGGUUGGACGAUCUUCCAUGGAAGUAACUAUGAGUGUGCUUCAAGAUGACACGGAGAAGUUGCGUUCGAAUUUCGUCAUGGUCGCUCGUGAUCCGCUCAAUCGAGGCUCCGCUGUCAUCAAUGCCAUGUCAUUGGAAAAUGACGAUGACCGAUUGUAUUUUGAAAAAGGCGAAGCGAAUGUGUUGAAGAGGAAGGCUUCAGGAGACGAGAGUUUGCUCAAGUCUCCUCCGAAUGGCGAAGAAUCGAAGUUGAUCCACGAAAUGUUCCUUCGAUCCGACGAUUUCACUGCAGACUCUGCUCCGCCCGGUGCGAACGAGAAGUUUAUGUCGGAAGCUACUUACAAGGAUAUCACUUUAUGUCAUCCAAAUCAUCGGAACCGGUACAACAAAAUUUUCGGCGGUUUUGUGAUGCGACUUGCGUACGAACUCGGCUGGGCAUCUGCGACUAGUUACUGUGGAACUAGAAUGGGAGCUACUUUCAUCGACGAUAUCCUCUUCCGACGACCCGUGGAAGUCGGCUCUAUUCUCCAUCUCACAUCAGUCAUCGGAUACACCGAAGGGGACUCAGUCUUAGUUCGUGUCAGGGCCGACGUGGAGGACUACAAAACGGGGAAGAAAGAGCUGACGAACACGUUCUAUUUCACUUUCAAAGCCAUGGACGGUUCGACUGUUCCUUCAGUUAUCCCGAGAUCGUACAAGGGUUACAUGAUUUACCUUGACGCUCGUCGACACUUCCUCAAAAACCUUGCUUCGCAAUAAUUUCAGCUGAGGCUGUGAAAUGUCAUCGUAAUUUUAUUGGAUUUUGUGUACCCUGUGACUUACGAUUCGAUAGUCCUGAUCAUUAAUGUUGCAUAUAUUGAUGCUUUAUGAAGGGUGCUGAUUCUGGGUGCCGGUCCAUUAUGCGACUGACGCAAUUAUGCAUGGCCAGUGUCAUCAUUGUAGAACACUAAUUUUUGACUGACUAUCGCUGUUUUUUAUGGAGUUCUUUUCUGACGUUCAAUUAUGAAGGUCCAGUGCAAAAACUGCUGCAUUUUUGAAUUGAAAAAUUUGCAGUUCCCUUACUUUGACCAGUUGACUGUCAAAAGCAGAUUUGAACUUCAAGGAAUUAUUCAUAUAUGAAGGCUCUUUGUAAGAGUCCAUGGUUGAUGAAAAGUUGUUGAGUAUAAACAGAAAACAAAGGUGCAAAGGAUUAAAAAUGAAGCACAAAGAUUUGGCUGUUUUGCAGCCAGGUACAUGUUCCUGAUUUUUCUAAAUGAUUUAUUGGAUGAUUAAGGAAAAAACACCGGAUACGCAACAUCAUGAAUAAAGAUGAAUUUUAGCACAAAUUCAUAAGCUGCAAUGAAUGAAAGAUUAUUGGAAAUAAACCAUAAUGAACUUCCGUGUAAAAUCUGAAGUACUGAGAUGACUUGCGUGUAAAAUUGCAGAUUAGUACGCCCUUCAGGUUUAUCUUCUCUGCCUCUGACGUAUGAAUAAAAAAAUAGUCAUGGCGAGCAGAGAGAAUUUUCCAUAACAAAUGUAACAUUGAAUCACAAAAGAAUAAAGUAGGCUUGACGAGUAAUAAUUGAAUGACUGGAAUGAUCUUCAUUUUCCAAGGUUGGUCACAUGCAUUGAGCGUCAGUCGCAAUACUGGAGUUCACCUGCCAGAAAAGCAUUAAAUCAUGUUCAUUUGCGGUAGUGUGAUAAUCGCUUAAGAACAUAUAUUUUUAUGAUUUGAAGGUUCAGUUUCGUCUUCGAAGAUUGAGUGGGAAAAUCGACCUAUUUAUUAAAGCUGUGAGAUUUGAUAUUGUUGCUGUAAUUAUAUUUGUUCAAGAGGUUGAUAGUGAAGAAUUCUGGGCUCUUCACACGUGCAGUAUUGCUUUUUCAUGUCGGAGAGAAUGAAAAAUCAAGGGUUGUCUUCAUCGGCUUAAAAU